Astyanax mexicanus (Mexican tetra) is the source of this 640-nucleotide messenger RNA. RefSeq names its product MYC binding protein. Gene Ontology annotation, cellular component: nucleus. Lineage: Eukaryota; Metazoa; Chordata; Actinopteri; Characiformes; Acestrorhamphidae. The coding region runs from base 111 to 422 and encodes 103 amino acids. The record is from RefSeq and is a predicted model, not a curated record. Gene Ontology annotation, biological process: regulation of DNA-templated transcription. Gene Ontology annotation, molecular function: transcription coactivator activity. The transcript is spliced from 5 exons.
GUUCCGGUGUUUGGCGCGGUGGGGUAGCGCGCAUGCGCGGGCUUGGAAGGUAAGUUAGAAGGUUAGCAGCGGAGCUGAACUCCUGAACUCUGAGAGGAAUUAAACCCGGAAUGGCGCAUUACAGGGCUGCAGAGUCGAAGCGUGAGCAGUUCAGGAGGUACCUGGAGAAAGCUGGAGUUCUGGACAGUCUCACUAAUGUGCUGGUGGCUCUGUACGAGGAGACGGAUAAACCCAACAAUGCUCUGGAGUUUAUACGGCUGCACCUGAGCACAGGUGAGCCGGACUCCGGCGACGUGGAGACGCUGUGUCUGGAGCUGACGGAGCUGCAGCAGAAAUACGACGCUCUGCUGGAGGAGAACCGAGACCUGAAGAACCGGCUGCUGCAGUACGAGCCGCCGGUGGAGGAUGGAGCAGCAGAAUGAGGAUCAGGAGGAUCUGGGUUUAGUUAUUGAGUUUAUAGAGUUUAUAAUUAACGCUGUGUGAAGAAUGAGGGGGUAAUAUUUCAGUUUUUUGAUUCCUGCACUUUUAUAUUACGUUUUUUACAAAACUGGGAAUGGUGAAUUUUUGUUUGUAAAACGAAUGUGGUAUUGAAUUUAGUUUCCUAAACACCUACACUAAAUAUAUUAUUGUUUCUGCAUCA